AUGGCGCUUAUAGUAAUCGUCGAAGAAAGAGCUCCAGAAGAAAAGCUGGAAGACAUCUUUGGGAGAUUCCUCGGAAACCUCGACAAAGAGGAAGAACCUCUUGAAGAGGAAGAAGUGGAAAACGAGCUCGAAUUCUCUCGCGACAAAGUAAUAAGGAUUAGGAAUAUAAUAAAACGUCGGAGAACCGCUGCUUCUAGAAGGUCUGAAGGCCCCCAAAACCUAGGGAACACAACAGUUCGUAGGAUCUGCAAGGGUAAUGUAGAAUAA
Theileria equi strain WA is the source of this 267-nucleotide messenger RNA. RefSeq lists its product as hypothetical. The transcript has a single exon. Bases 1 to 267 code for a protein of 88 amino acids. The record is from RefSeq and is a predicted model, not a curated record. Lineage: Eukaryota; Apicomplexa; Aconoidasida; Piroplasmida; Theileriidae.